Molecule: messenger RNA, 2370 nt
Organism: Rotaria sp. Silwood2
Lineage: Eukaryota; Metazoa; Rotifera; Eurotatoria; Philodinida; Philodinidae
Source: the annotation of a GenBank genome assembly
AUGUUAAAACAUGGACAAAUAGAAAAAUCUUAUGCCAGCUGGUCUUCACCUGUUAUUUUAGUGAAAAAAAAGGACGGAAGUUAUCGUUUUGUUGUUGAUUACCGCUCCUUGAACAAUAUUACUGAACGUGAUUGUUAUCCAUUGCCACGCAUAGAUGACACGUUAAAUCGAUUAAAUGGUAAUAAUUAUUUUACAAAGCUUGACUUAAAAUCGGGUUACCAUCAAAUUCGUAUUCAUCCCGAUGAUAAAGAUAAAACAACUUUUGUUACAUCACAUGGAGCUUUUCGUUUUAAUGUAAUGCCUCAAGGGCUUAAGAACUCUCCAUCGAAUUUUCAACGUUUAAUGUACGAUUUAUUAGUCAGUUCUAGAUGGGAUUAUACUCUUGUAUAUCUUGACGAUGUGGUGAUAUUUUCUCGAACAUUCGAUCAACAUGUUCAUCAUUUAAAUGAAAUUUUGUCCACUUUAUCAUCAGCUCGUCUUCAAUUGAACCCCCAAAAAUGUUCCUUUGUUAAAGGAGAAAUUGAUUACCUUGGCCAUACCAUUAAUGGCCAAGGCAUACGUCCAUUACAAUCAAACAUCGAUGCGAUUUUACAACUUCCUAUACCAUCUACACCGAAACAAGUCCAUUCUUUCGUUCAAGCGGCCAAUUAUUAUCGUAAUCAUAUCAAAAUUUUUUCUAAAUUAGCAGCACCGUUGUUCCCAUAUACAAAGAAGAAUGCCAUUUGGAUAGGUUGGACCGACGCGAUGAACAAUGCUUUUAUCGAAUUGAAACAUCGACUAACUGAACCACCAAUAUUUUUAAAUUUUCCCGAAGAUGAUGGACAAUUUAUUUUGUCAAUAGACGCUUCUGGUGAAGAAUAUCAUAUCACCAAAAUUACUUAUAAACGUGGCCGAUGUAAUUGUGAUGCUGAUUUAUUGUCUCGAUUCCCUUAUGAUGAAAGUGAUAUUGAUGAUAAUGGUCAUCCUCAUCGUGUUCGAUGUUUUACUUCAACAUUAACUUCAUCGAUUCAACCAAUACAACUCAAUGUUAUUACUCGAUCAAAAUCCAAAGCUAUACAACAAUCUUCAUCUCCUACAUCUCCAUCAGCCACUGUUCCUUUAUCUUCCGAUAGUUCUACUAUCCAUCAUCGUUCAAUAUUUGACCUAUAUAUUGAUCGCAUUCGAAUCGAACAAAUGAAAGAUGUUAAUCUCUCUAAUCGAAUCAAAUCUAUUUUAGCACAACCCAAUCAAUAUCCUCAUGAAAUUGUCGAUGAUGGCAUCCUGUACAAAGUGAUUAAUCGAAUUGAUGGGUCUAUCAUACAAUUACCAUGGUUACCAGCAUCAUUAAUUCCAGAUGUUUUAUUUUUAUAUCACGAUCAUCCAAUGAGUGGUCACUUUGGUGUCACUCGAACAUUUCACAAAGUUCAAGAACAAUUCUUUUUCCCUCGCAUGUAUGAUCAUAUUAAACGAUAUAUUCGCUCGUGUAGUGCUUGUGCUCAAUUUAAUGUUCAACGACAAAAGAAACCAGGAUUUUUACAAUGUGAAUUACCACCUGAUGGAGUUUUCGAAAUUAUGCAAAUGGACUUUUGGAAAGCACCAAUUCGUUCAUUCAAUGGUAAUCAAUACGUUCUAAUAAUUACUGAUCGUUUAUCAAAAUUCGUUUUUGCUCGUGCUUUACCAUCAGCUACUGCGGCAGCUGCAGCUGAAAUGCUUUUAGAAGAUAUUAUUCUUAAACAUGGAUCUAUUCGUUAUCUCCAAUCCGAUCAAGGAUCCCAUUUUCGUAAUGAACUUUUAUCUGCAAUCACAGCUUUAACUGGUUGUCAACAAGUCUUUUCUAUUCCUUAUCAUCCAAUGUCUAAUGGGCAGGUGGAACGGUUCAACUCGACGUUUUGUGAUCAAUUGAAGAAAUAUUGUCAUCAUAAUUUGACUGAAUGGGAUAAUUAUUUGUCUGCUGUUGUAUGGGCUUAUAACUCUACAGUUCAUUCAACCACUCAGUUUAUUCCAUAUGAAUUAGCUUUUAAUCGACGUCCACUAUCUCCAUUUGUUCCUACUCCAACUGCUAUAAAACUAAUGAAACCACAUGAUUAUUGGGAGAAAGCUAAUCGUUUUAAAUCAUUCGCCCUUCGAUCAGCUCGGAUUAACAUUCAACAACAACAGAUUGCUAGUAAAGAACGUUAUGAUCAAGGUCGUCGUCAUCCUAUAUACAAAGCAGGCGAUUUUGUUUGGUUAAAACAUUCCAUCAAUCGAACGAAAUUCGAUGUACGCUUCGAUGGUCCAUUUGUCAUCAUCAAUCGUAUCAAUCAGGUUAAAUAUCUUAUCGAACACACGGAAUUAGGUUAUCGUCAGUAUGAACAUCUCAAUAAUCUUAUUCCAUUUUAUGAUCGAGAUUAA